This is a messenger RNA of Phytophthora infestans T30-4, 252 nucleotides long. RefSeq lists its product as uncharacterized. The transcript has a single exon. The record is from RefSeq and is a predicted model, not a curated record. Lineage: Eukaryota; Oomycota; Peronosporomycetes; Peronosporales; Peronosporaceae. The coding region runs from base 1 to 252 and encodes 83 amino acids.
AUGCUGCUAGCACAACGACCAACAACGUGGCCGAAAAACAUGGGCUUGCUCGUUGGGAUCAAGGCCUGCAAGCAGUACGGCUUCACGCCACUGCACGUGGUGGGCGACAGCGCGAUGAUCAUUACGCAGCCACCGGAAACCGCCGCGCGCACGACAUUUACGGCCGCUGUAUUGGCGCUGCCGACGAUCGCUUGCCGGCCUCCAGGUGCAGACAUGGCAGCACCACUUGAGGGCGCACAACAAGAUGGCUGA